Molecule: messenger RNA, 1815 nt
Organism: Helianthus annuus (common sunflower)
Lineage: Eukaryota; Viridiplantae; Streptophyta; Magnoliopsida; Asterales; Asteraceae
Product: probable pectate lyase 8
Exons: 7
Coding region: 220-1536 (438 amino acids)
Molecular function (GO): pectate lyase activity
Source: RefSeq, a predicted model, not a curated record
UAACCUGAGUGAGUGAAGUGAAGUGUUAUGAGUUAGUUAUUCAGGAGCAAAUGUUAAUGGAUUCGUGUUGGCCUUGUCCCUUUUUAAACACCUUCGUCCCUCACCUCUAAUCUUUGUUCCAUUGAUCACCACUACUCUCUCUCUCCUCUCUCUCUCUCUAUAUAUACAUACAUAUAUAUAUCUAUACUCGCACACUCGAUUGUGCGAAUUUAUCCUACAAUGUUGCUUAGACAUAUUGCUCUCUGCUUAUUGCUCAUUUUCAUACAUUCUAUUUCCACCAAUGUCGUUUCGAGAUUGGAUGAUGAAAACAAGUUACAAAGCUUAACAACCAACUCAACAACCGCGGAUAGGAGAAUUGAAGAUAUUGCAAAUGAAAGGAAUGAAAGAGCAGUUGAUGAGGAUCCAGAGAGGGUUGAUUCAGUGGUUGCCAUGAGCAUUCGAAACAGCACAGAAAGGAGGAAACUAGGAUUUUUAUCAUGUGGGACCGGAAACCCAAUCGACGAUUGCUGGCGCUGCGACAGGAACUGGCAGCGCCACCGCAAGCGUCUGGCAGAUUGCGCCAUUGGAUUUGGGCGCAACGCCAUAGGAGGCCGUGACGGACGUUACUACGUCGUCACCGACCCUAAACACGAUGACCCGGUUAACCCCCGACCCGGAACCCUACGACACGCGGUCAUUCAAGACCGGCCCCUAUGGAUCAUAUUCAAAAGAGACAUGGUCAUAACCUUAAAACAAGAACUAUUAAUGAACAGUUUCAAAACAAUUGAUGCUCGUGGAGUCAAUGUCCACAUUGCAAAUGGUGGGUGCAUCACAAUCCAAUACAUUACAAAUGUUAUUAUUCAUGGGUUGCAUAUUCAUGACUGCAAACCGACCGGUAACGCCAUGGUUCGAAGCUCACCGUCUCAUUACGGAUGGAGAACGAUGGCGGACGGUGAUGCCAUUUCGAUAUUUGGAUCGAGUCAUAUUUGGGUCGAUCAUAACUCGCUUUCGAAUUGUGCUGAUGGGCUUGUUGAUGCCAUUAUGGGGUCAACUGCUAUUACCAUUUCUAACAACUACUUCACCCACCACAAUGAGGUUAUGUUAUUGGGUCAUAGCGACACCUACGAUAGGGACAAGGGUAUGCAAGUGACCAUAGCAUAUAACCAUUUCGGCGAAGGUCUUGUACAAAGAAUGCCAAGGUGUAGACACGGGCAUUUCCACGUGGUAAAUAACGACUACACGCACUGGGAAAUGUACGCUAUCGGUGGCAGUGCGGAUCCCACGAUUAACAGCCAAGGAAACCGAUACCUUGCCCCAAAUAACCCCAAUGCCAAAGAGGUGACUCAUAGAGUAAUAACAGCAGGAAGAUGGAGACAUUGGAAUUGGAGAUCAGAAGGUGACUUAAUGUUAAAUGGUGCAUACUUUACGCCAUCUGGUAAAGGUGCAGCGGCUAGUUAUGCGCGUGCAUCGAGCCUAAGUGCUAAACCAUCGUCGUUUGUGGGCUCGCUUACUUCAGGAUCCGGUGCACUCGUGUGUCGAAGAGGCAGACAGUGUUAAAUAAAUAAAAAAUAGUAAUUUAAUCUCUCAUCAUUUUGAGGAAUCCAGUUUUCCAAACGAUUCGCUUUGGUUUUGUUAUGUCUUUGUACCAAAAAAAAAAAAAAAUACUUGAGAAGUGUAUAUUGUUCUCUGUUUCCUUGCAAAAGUUGUAUGUUUUGAGCCCGAUAUGAAAAGAAACACGGGUUCUUAUGGAGGACGGAAAUUUGAGUAUUCUUCUGCUGCUAUGUAAUUACUACUUGCUCAAGUUAAAUAUCGAUUAAUACAUAGUUUGGUUUCCUA